Messenger RNA from Homalodisca vitripennis (glassy-winged sharpshooter), 1413 nucleotides. RefSeq lists its product as uncharacterized. Bases 271 to 1140 code for a protein of 289 amino acids. The record is from RefSeq and is a predicted model, not a curated record. NCBI's taxonomy places the organism in Eukaryota, Metazoa, Arthropoda, Insecta, Hemiptera, Cicadellidae. The transcript has 6 exons.
CAUCUUAGAUGUCGAAAGGCCUUGUGUAAGAAAAUUAAAAUUAUUGGACACUUGUUUAUUAUUUUAACAUUAUUGGAUAUUGGUGUUUUGGAUAAUAUAACAACACUACCUCCAACCUUUAGCAACUCUCAAACACAAGAAUGGAAGCCAUUUUUAAAGCCCGAAGAAAAAUAUGAGAGAUUUGAAAUUUUUUAUUCCUUGAAAAGUGUCUGGGAUGUUAUAAAUAGCCCUCAGUACUCCAGCGUUCCUGUCGUGAGGAAGAUCAGGGCCAUGUGGGAGGACAAGACAGUACCGAGGAUAGUUCAAAAGAAGCCGAGGAAGCGGAGGAAAAACGCAACCACCACGAUCGAGCCUCCUGAGAUGUCAUGGGAGGAUGAAAUUGUUGAGACUACUCCACUCUAUGAGACAACCACUCGCAUGAAACUGCCCGGCAGACAGAACCCGUUCGUGCUUGUCGAAGGAACCUUGACUUUAACUAGAAGAAAACUGCUGAGGGGUUUAAUGAAACAUACCACAUUCGCGUAUGUCAGGACGAUGCGCAAGUCUCCGUUUAAGUACAAGGACAAGUUCAGGGGUCCAGAGAUGCUCAAACUAAAGAGGGCAUUUGUCUCCCUUCAAUUGUACUUGACCGGGCGAGAUGUCAACACUAUAUUAGAAGAGAGACCAGUCAUCAUGUCUGGUUUCUGGAUGAGGCAAGCAGCCGAGUACAUAGCUCGCCGGUACCAGGACAUGAGUCAGCUGCCCGGUGUCGGUUCAGCGUGCUACCAGUGGCCGACAGACCUGGUCACUCCGGACUUGAUUCUCUUCCUUCACACUCCGAGAGCAAACGGCACAAUCAAUGAGGACACCGUCAAACGUCACCAGAGAAUCGUCGAGAUCUAUCACAGGAUGAAACCUCCCGUUGUGGUCCUGGAAGAUUCGUACAAUAAGAUCAACGACAAAACAGUGUCUCAGUUACGCAAGUUGAUGUUAGAGAAGCUCGCACCCAAAUAUCCAUACGUCAGCGAUUUGGUCAAAUAUAAAAAACCAUUGCAUGACAGUGUUGGUAGAAAUAGAACAAAGCUAAAAAAGAAAAAAACAAAAACUACCAUAAAACAUAAUAACACCAUAAUCGAAGAACAAUCUGCAAAAAAUAAAUGACAUUAAAUAACUUCGUAGUUUUAAUUUCUUCUGUGCUAAACAAACAGGACUUUUCUACCAUUAUACCUAGCAUCAUUUUCUGUGCUAAACAAACAGGACUUUUCUACCAUUAUACCUAGCAUCAUUUUCUGAGCACUGUUACAGUUUUCUACCAUUAUACCUAGCAUCAUUUUCUGUGCUAAACAAACAGGACUUUUCUACCAUUAUACCUAGCAUCAUUUUCUGAGCACUGUUACAGUUUUCUACCAUUAUACCUAGCAUCAUUUUCUGAGC